CAGGGGUCCUGCGUCAGGCACCCCCAGAAGCCAGAGGUCCCGCGGGCCACUGCCCACUUGUGGGGUGCUUGGAGAGGAGAGAGGGGAUCCACGGUGAUGGGACAGGACAGGGACAUUCGGGGGAACCCCGAGAGGUGGUGAGUGGCCAGUCCCGGCUGGCAUUCCAGGGCAGGGGACCCCUCAGCACCGUGUCUCUGCGGAGGUCCCUGAACCUAGGGCAGGAGGGGGCACCCCGAGGUUUCGACGGGAGACACAAAGUUCUACUGACAUGAGUGCCCGUGCCACGCGCCCCCGAAGUCGCCGAGGGAGGCACCUGCCCCCCGCAGAGCUGGACACGCUGGUGGAGAGUUCAGAGGAGACGGAGGUGGCCGGCCCGGUCCAGACGACAAAUGGGGGUGCAGACACCGAACACCCCAUGGGGCAGUGCCCCCAAAGCAGGUGCCAAUCCCCCAUUACCCACUUCCCUCCUGCUUCCUGCCUGAACUCCUGCUCCCCCAACACCCGCCCUGCAGAGGGUAUAUUUCCAGAACCUUCCAUCUCCCACUGCUUCCCCAGUUUCUCCCCAGGAGCGGACCAGGACAGGGGUGAGGUACCCCAGACAUCGGCAGAGGGGGAGGCGGCCAGCCAGGGCCCCCAGACGGAGGACCUGCGCCCGGCGGGCGAGUUUGAGAGGCUCCAGAGGGUCCUGUGCUCCCUGGAGGAAACGGCCAGGGCCUGGCGCUUCCCGGCCCAGCCGGAGUCCAGACAGGAGGACAGCGGCAGGGGAGGCAGCGGCGGGUCAGGGACAAGCAGCACCGGCCUGGAGCUGGAGACGGGCGCGGAGUACUGGCCGCGAGAAGCCGAGGGGCUGGCAGAGAGGAACGAUUGUCUGCGCCUGGCGCUAGGCAGCAGGGACGCGGAGCUGAGCCGUCUGCAGGCCGAGAAGGAGGCGCUGGAGAGGGAGGUCCAGGAGCUGCAGAAUUCGUUGCUGAGCCUGGAGCCUUCCCAGCACCCUCCUCAUGGCCACACACCUCGCUCUGGCAGUGGUUCCAGCAGCCCCGGGGUGGAACUGGGUGGGGCACAGGACCCCUUGCCUCUCGCCCACCCCUUGCUCCGGCGCCUCCGCAGCGACCCCAGCUCCCAGCUGUUGGGUCCUCGAGCCACCAAACCCAGCACCCCAGAACCCCGCGCCAUGGAGAUGCAGUUGGAGCAGCUGCAAGGCACCUUGGAGAUGCUCAAGAGCUUCAACCGCCUGUUGUCGGCCGCGCUGCAGGGCUCCAAGGGCCGCUGCGAAGAUCUCAGCUUGCGUCUGGGCCAGCGGGAGGCCGAGGCCACGGCUCUGGGUCUGGCCUUACAGUGUAGCGAGGCCUGCGAGGGAGCCUAUGGUGCACUGCUCACCCUGGGGGCGUCGCUGGAGGGCAGCCAGGUGGAGGCGGUUGAGCGAGAAGCGCAGAGGCUGCAGGCCCAGGAAGAGGCAACACUGGGCAAGGAGAUGCUGCAGGUCGCAAUGCCCAGCCCCCAGGGCAGCAGCGUGGACAAGCCCUCGGCCCAGGAAGUGGUCGCGCGUCUGUGGGGCUGUAUCCAGCGCCUCCAAGAGCAGAGGGUGCUCCUGAAAGUCCCUGCGGAUCCCAGCCCGGCCCUGCUGCCCGCUGCGCCCACUGUGCCCCCGGCAGAAGCCAUGGUGCAGGUCCUGCUGAACACCCAGCCUGGCCCAGCUCUGCCCCGGCUGGACAAGAGACAGAUCCAGCAGGACCUGGCAGCCACCCGGGAGACCCUGGUGGACCUGGUGUUGCGGCUGCGGCUGGCGAGGCAGGAGAAGCGCGGCCUGGAGCUGCGGGAGGCGGCGCUGAGGGCCCAGGGCCCGGCGCUCAGGCUGCUGCAGGACCAGCUGCGGGGGGAGCUGACGCUGCUCCGCACAGGCCAGGCAGGCAGCAGUGGAGCGGGAAGCACUGGCGAAGAAGAGGAUGAAGAGGAGGAUGAAGAUGAUGAGCACCGUCCUGCCAUCCCCAGGGUCAGCCAGGGCCUCGACAGCAGCCAGGUGCGGCAGGAGCGGGACCCCGAGGAGUUGGCCCAGCAACUGGCAGCGUCCCUCAGACGGACGCUGGAUCUGCAGGAGCAGCUGCGGGCUCGGCGGGAGGAGCUGGAGCAGGCCGCGCGGAAAGGCUGCGCCAGGCGCCUGCAGAGCGCAGAGCUGAACCGGGACUUGUGCAGGGCGCACAGCUCCCUGGUCCUGGCCUUGCGCGGUGCCCACCGGAAGCAGGAGGAGCAGCGGCGCAAGAUGGAGCAGCAGGCCGCCCUGAUGGAGGCGAGGCAGGCCAAGGAGCUGGCGGAGCUGGAAGCCGUGGCUCGGGCUCUGGGCAGGCCCCGGCCGCCCCCGCUUCCCCCACGGCCCCCACGGCCCCCACGGCCUCCAAGGCCAGGGGAGACCUUUCUGUGAGCCCCCACGGGUCUGGGCUGCCUCCUGCCUGGCCUGGCCGAGCCAUAAAGGCC
This is a messenger RNA of Suncus etruscus (white-toothed pygmy shrew), 2469 nucleotides long. It is a transcript of the gene USHBP1, whose product is annotated as USH1 protein network component harmonin binding protein 1. The transcript has 11 exons. The record is from RefSeq and is a predicted model, not a curated record. Lineage: Eukaryota; Metazoa; Chordata; Mammalia; Eulipotyphla; Soricidae. Bases 269 to 2416 code for a protein of 715 amino acids.